Messenger RNA from Talpa occidentalis (Iberian mole), 4719 nucleotides. RefSeq names its product abhydrolase domain containing 13 (gene ABHD13). The coding region runs from base 79 to 1092 and encodes 337 amino acids. Lineage: Eukaryota; Metazoa; Chordata; Mammalia; Eulipotyphla; Talpidae. Gene Ontology annotation, cellular component: membrane. Gene Ontology annotation, molecular function: palmitoyl-(protein) hydrolase activity. The transcript is spliced from 2 exons. The record is from RefSeq and is a predicted model, not a curated record.
CUGCGCGGCGCCGGCUUCCGUGUCCGCGGCCGAGUGCGCAGCCCGCGCGCGGGCCUGAGACACUUACCAAGACUUACCAUGGAAAAGUCCUGGAUGCUGUGGAGCUUUGUGGAGAGGUGGCUGAGGGCCUUGGCGUCCUGGUCCUGGGCCCUCUGCCGCAUCUCCCUCUUGCCUUUGAUAGUGACGUUUCACCUGUACGGGGGCGUCGUCUCGCUGCUGCUGGUGUUGGUGUCGAUCGCGGGCACGCUGUACAAGUUCCAGGACGUGCUGCUCUACUUCCCGGAGCAGCCGCCGUCCUCGCGCCUCUACGUGCCCAUGCCCACCGGCAUCCCCCACGAGAACGUGUUCGUCAGAACCAAGGAUGGGGUGCGGCUGAAUCUCAUUUUGAUACGGUACACUGGAGACAACGCGCCCUAUUCCCCAACUAUAAUCUAUUUCCACGGGAACGCGGGCAACGUCGGGCACAGGCUGCCCAACGCCCUGCUUAUGCUGGUGAACCUCAAGGUCAACCUCCUGCUGGUGGAUUACCGGGGCUACGGGAAGAGCGAGGGCGAGGCAAGCGAGGAGGGCCUCUACCUGGACUCGGAGGCCGUGCUGGACUAUGUCAUGGCCAGACCCGACCUCGACAAGACGAAGGUCUUCCUCUUCGGCCGCUCCCUGGGCGGCGCGGUGGCGAUUCACCUGGCUUCCGAAAACGCACACCGGAUCUCCGCCAUCAUGGUGGAGAACACGUUUCUGAGCAUCCCGCUCAUGGCCAGCACUUUGUUUCCCUUCUUGCCAGUGCAUUACCUGCCUUUGUGGUGCUACAAAAACAAGUUUCUGUCCUACAGAAAAGUCUCCCAGUGCAGAAUGCCUUCUCUCUUCAUCUCUGGGCUCUCGGACCAGCUCAUCCCCCCGGUGAUGAUGAAGCAGCUGUACGAACUCUCCCCGGCUCGGACUAAGAGAUUGGCCAUUUUCCCCGACGGAACGCACAACGACACGUGGCAGUGCCAGGGUUACUUCGCUGCCCUGGAACAGUUCAUCAAAGAAGUCAUCAAGAGCCACUCUCCCGAGGAGAUGGCGAAGACUUCGUCUAACGUAACGAUUAUCUAAUGUCUCCUUCGCCGCGGAUGCGCUGUGUUUCAGUUUGUGCGGAGUGACAAAGAAUGUUCCUUUCUCCAGGCCUAGUUCAUCUGUACCUGGCCGAGGAGUGACGUCAGACUUUGAAAGGACGUCUGUGCUCCCUUAAGAUGACCCAAAUAGUUUUUUACAUUUGGAGAACUCUGGUUCUUGGGAUUAUUUCAUACGUGUCCAUCGAACUCUUCCCUGUGGUGGUGUGUCCACAUCCUUAGUUCAGUGCGCCAGCAUAUCGCAUCUUCACGAGUUUCUUGUUGCUAGAGUGGUUUAAUCUGUGUGACACGUGAUCGUGGCUGGGUGUGGAAGGAGCCAUGGAGACAAGAAACCUUUGCUUUGGGGUGUGUUCCUUAGUGAAUAUUAGGACAAUCAUGGUAAGCAACUUAAUUGUGUAACUGCAUUUUUUUCACCUUAAAAGUUAAAAUGAAAUGCAUGAUGGUAUUUUACAUUCCUUGAAAUUAUGCAAUGCAGUGUUUCUAAUGUAAAUAGCACUGGUUAUUUACCAAUGUAUCCGGUAACCUGGGUUCUAUAUUUUUAUGUAAACUCUAUUUUGUUGUUGGCGAGAAGUGAAAUGGAGCGCUGUGUGCAGGUUGCCAUUGAAUUUUGCUCUGGUGAAGCUGAGACCCAGCUUUUUCUUACAAAUAAAGGGGACACAUUUUCCAAUAAAUUUGCCGUGUUUUGUCAGAUACAGUCUGGAUCAUGGCAUGUGAAAACGAGAAAAAAAAAAGAAAUUUGGAAUUUUAUUGCAGCUCUCAUGUACAGAGGGGAACUUUUUAACAUUUGUAAUUUGGGGGCAAAGAGAAUUUUCGUUUCAAUCAAUUUUGUAAGUCUGCAGCUGACCCCCGAAUAGCAGGCAGAGUGAACCUUAGAAUUUCUUUGGGGAUUGAAAUUCGGAAGCCUGUCGCUACAGGACUGUACGUACUGUUUUACAAAAAUUCCCACACUUGAUGUUAAGUCCCAGUUUCUAGGUAUAUUUAGCUCACUAAAGCCACGAUGCCAUUAAUCGGGCUUUCUGAAAAUAAAGGUUAGCAAAAGCAAAAGGAGCUGCGUUCCUUGGUUUAGUGCUUUAGUUGCUAGGAAAUAAAACUGCAGCAAAAGGCAGCUUUGUAGGAAAUCUUACUUCUGUUCCCCUGUGGGGGUGGGAGUGGAACCUUCAGCUUUUUAGCACAGAAGCUACCACUGCAAGUGGCUGGAGCAUGAAGCCAGGGUUAGCCUUAGAAAAGCAGGGGAGCUCUUACUCCAAACACAGACCCCUGGCAGCUUAGCAGGAGCGCCCGGCGCGUGAAGGUGCCCGGUGCUGACCUCACCCGUGGGCCGGAGGGGCCGGCCGGGCGGCAGCUUGGCCCACGCCGCACCUCACGGCCCGUGGAGAGGCCUGGAAGCGCCUCUGCCAGGUAACGCUGUUGACAUUCUCUCUCUGACGGCACUGAAAACAAGAAAUUAUCGUGGGCAUAACUUCCAAAGGAUAGUGUUUUUCUAUAAAUCGUUAAAAAAAAAAAAAAAAAAAAGCCAUUUCUUGAAAGGAGCCUGUCUCCCGGUCCCUGAGGAUGCCCGAGAGGACACCCCCGGCCCACGGCGCAGUUCCGCUCCCCGGGACCCCAAGCAGGCAUGGACUGAAGAGAGAAAGCCAGUCCGGCAAAGUGCAGCGAGGCCCCGCGGCACCCAAGACCCAUGGUGUCGGCUGAGCCUGGGCCUGGGGGAGCCCCGACUCCGUGCGACUCGCGCUGCUCUGCCUGGGGCUCUGGCCUCCAUCCUGCCGCCCGCGCUGCUCUGCCUGGAGCUCUGGCCUCCGCCCUCUGCUUCGGGCUGGGCCCUGGGGCGUGCGUCCCUGCACCCUCUCCCAGCCGGAGCACCUUCUGCAGAGGCCGCGGGGUACCCCUGCCUUCCAGCUGCCCAGGGGGGCUGUCCCGCACGGCGGAGCAGGAAACGUAGGCACGCCCCCUCAAAGCCGUGGCAGCGUGGCAGAAGCUGCCACUUUCAUGGCCAAAGCCUCGGUCUGGAUAAAGCGCGAAAUCCCCGCGCAUCCCCGGCCAUUCGGGGCCCUCCGCGGGAGUGGGGCACGUCCACCUUCUGGUGGUUCUGGCUCACUUGCACGAGCAGCUGUGGAAGAUCAUGGAUGGAUUUCAGGGGAUGACGCUGCUGUGAAUUUGGAAUCCUCGGAUGCCGUCACAUGUGGCGAGGUGCAGUCAUUUAGCUCCGAAGGGGUCGCCAGGGGAGAUGGCACAAAGGACCCCAGCAAAGGGCACUGGGAGACGGGACAAAAUAAAUCAUGUGUAAGGAUCAAAGAAUUCUUGUAAGACAGAAGCGCCCAGAGGACCGGGACACAGUUCCUGUGCAGACAGUGUUUCUGGGGCCUGGCUGGCUGGUGAGAGUCAAAGGCAGGGCAACCCCAGCCAACCCCCCCCCCCCCGAAGCUCGUAGGGUGGCCGCUCCCCAUGGUUUGCAAACAUCUCCACUGUAAAAUAGCUAUUUUCAUGAAAAUGGUUUUCUCAAUUUUCUUACGGGGCCGCUUAAAUUGGUGUUUUUGUGAGGAGUGGUGGAUUCUUACCAUCGCACGAGUUCCAGCUGUGGUGACAUGUCCCCGGGCCAGUGGGAAUUACAUUGUUUUCCUUCUUGCUGAGCGUCCAGCCGCCGAUGCGCUCACACUCCUGUCUCGUGUCUUGAGGUCUGCUGGGAGGCGGGAGCAGGCUCGGCCGCUGGCGCUGACUAGCCAAGGCCAAGCGCAUUCUCUAGGAAGUGGGAGUCCCGCAGCUCGGCAGAAGCGUGGCGUGUCCGUGCGUCCUUCCUCCCCGAGGUUCCGCGGAUCCGAGCUACACUUCUGGAAAGGAUACCCUGGAAGUUGCUUUUAAGUCAGAUCGCGGUUGAGAUGACGUCCUCACCGGCCCUCCCGCUCCCCUUUUCCCAUUACGUUGAACAGCAUUUGUGGGGGAAAAAACUGUGAAAAAAAUUAGUCGUGACACUUUCAGAUGAUUCUCUCUCUGUAUUUUCAUAUCACUCAGGUAAAGCUGGAUAAUGCUAGAGCACAGACAUCUAUUUUUUAAAUGACUAGACGAGAAAUGAGAAGCACUUCUGUUUAUAUUACCACAUAUGCAUAUUUAUCUUAGCUAAUCAGAAAUAAUAUAUUCGUUUGUACGCAAAUAAAUGCAUUCAUCCUAAUAGUAGUCAACACAUUUUGCCAAGUGGCACAAAUAUACCUCCAUUUAUAUUUUGUAUCUUAAAAAUGUAAUUUAAAAAUAGAACUAUGUACAAGAGACACUUUUUUACAUAAAGUGCCAGAGACGCACAUGCGACAGGGUGAGUGUGUGCAUUUUAACAUAACUUCUAACACUUCCUGCCAGUACAGCAUAUCGUUCAAAUUCAAGUUGUUUUCAACAUAUUUAAGUAUGUUCAGGACGAAAUAAGUUAUUCCAAUUUCAUAAUGUAAGCCAUUUUUGUUAUUUACCAUACUUCAUUUGAAGCAGGAAUAAAAUUUUAUAACUUAAAUUUGAAGGUUAGGUUCUGGCUCACCAUGGCAAGCAAACAUCUGCAUUUGUUUUUUUACAAUGAAUUUUCUUUUAAAUUAUACUUUCUAUUUUUCUGUACUGACAUAUGCAAUAAAUUGAUACA